Messenger RNA from Rattus rattus (black rat), 490 nucleotides. It is a transcript of the gene Rpl21, whose product is annotated as ribosomal protein L21. Gene Ontology annotation, biological process: translation. The record is from RefSeq and is a predicted model, not a curated record. NCBI's taxonomy places the organism in Eukaryota, Metazoa, Chordata, Mammalia, Rodentia, Muridae. The transcript has a single exon. Gene Ontology annotation, molecular function: structural constituent of ribosome. Gene Ontology annotation, cellular component: cytosolic large ribosomal subunit; ribosome.
UCUUCCAGUAACUCACCAAAAUGUCACAAUGGGAAGGAGGAGAGGCACUCGGUACAUGUUCUCUAGGCCUUUUAGAAAACACGGAGUUGUUCCUUUGGCCACAUACAUGCGAGUCUACAAAUAGGGUGAUAUUUUAGACGUCAAAGGAAUGGGCACUGUUCAAAAAGGAAUGCCCCAUAAGUGUUACCACGGCAAAACCGGAAGAGUCUACAGUGUUGCCCAGCAUGCUGUGGGCAUCUUUAUAAACAAGGGCAAGAUUCUGGCCAGGAGGAUCAGUGUGCAGAUUGAGCACAUCAAGCACGCGGAGAGCAGAGACAGCUUCCUGAAGUAGGUGAAGGAGAAUGAUCAGAAGAAAGAGGAAGCCAAAGAGAAGGGCACCUGGGUUCAGCUGAAGCGCCAGCCUGCGCCACCCAGAGAAGCCCACUUUGUGAGGACUAACGGAAAGGAGCCUGAGCUGCUGGAGCCCAUUCCACACGAAUUCAUGGCCUAA